AUGGAGACUGUGAAGGACGAGGAGCGCUUGCGGCGGCUCCACGCUCUAGAGGAGCGCCUGUGCGAUCCGCGCUCCACUGGCAACGUGGAUUGCUUAUUGGAUACUGUAACGGCCCUAGUCUCAGAUUGCGAUCACCCGGCCAUUCGGCGAAUGAAAAAUGUCGAGGCUUACACCAGUAGAUAUGAAGCAUUUGCUUCAGAAAUUGUUGAUCUACGUAUGAAGGCAGCUGAUUUCGAUCUAAUCAAAGUGAUUGGUCGUGGAGCAUUUGGUGAAGUACAACUAGUCAGACAUAAAUCCACUCAUCAAGUUUAUGCUAUGAAACUUCUCAGUAAAGUAGAAAUGAUUAAAAGAUCUGAUUCUACAUUCUUUUGGGAAGAAAGACAUAUAAUGGCACAUGCAAAUUCAGAAUGGAUAUUAAAAUUGCAUUUUGCCUUUCAAGAUCACAAAUAUCUUUAUAUGGUUAUGGAUUAUAUGCCUGGAGGUGAUCUUGUAAGUCUUAUGUCUAAUUUUGAUAUACCUGAAAAAUGGGCAAAAUUCUACACUAUGGAAAUAGUUUUAGCUCUUGAUGUCAUUCAUGGUAUGGGAUUUGUACACCGUGAUGUUAAACCAGAUAAUAUGUUGAUUGAUAAGUAUGGUCAUUUAAAGUUGGCAGACUUUGGUACAUGCAUGAGAAUGGGCCCAGAUGGCCUUGUACGAGCCAGUAAUGCUGUCGGAACACCUGACUACAUCUCACCGGAAGUCUUACAGUCACAAAAUGGUGAAGGUGUCUAUGGACGUGAAUGUGAUUGGUGGGCUGUAGGAAUAUUUUUAUAUGAAAUGUUGAUAGGUGAUCCACCUUUUUAUGCUGAUAGUUUAGUAGGAACUUAUGGUAAAAUUAUGGAUCAUAGAAACUCUUUGCAAUUUCCUGAUGACAUAGAAAUAUCAAAAGAAGCAAAAUCUCUUAUAAGAGGUUUGUUAACUGAUAGAACUAGAAGACUGGGUAAGAAUAGUGUUGAUGAAAUCAAGCAACAUCCAUUUUUUGUCAAUGAUCAGUGGAGUUUUGAAAAUUUAAGAGAUUCAGUUCCUCCAGUAGUCCCUGAGUUGUCCAGUGAUGAUGAUACAAGAAAUUUUGAUGACAUUGAAAAGUCAGAUGCAUUAGAUGAAUCUUUCCCAGUUCCAAAGGCUUUUGUUGGUAAUCAUUUACCAUUUGUUGGAUUCACUUACAAUGGUGAUUAUCAAUUAUGUGCUAGAAAAAAUAAACCUGUUGAUGUAGUGGACACAAUCUCUAAUAAUCAUAUAAAUAAUGUUGGAUCUGAGGCAAUACUCCAAUUAGAGAAGCUGUUAGAAAGGGAAAGAGAUAUUCGACGUAAACUUGAAGACAGACAAGUGAUUUUGUGUUCACAGUUGGAAGAAUUAUCACAGAGAGAAUCUAGAAGUAAAAAGAUCAUUGCUGACACAGACAAAGAAUUAGCAUUACUAAAACAUGAUCUAAAGGAAAUACAACGAAAAGCUGAAGUUGAAGCAGAAUCACGAAGAAAGGCAGAAAUUAACUAUCAUGAUGCAAAGAGGCGUCUUGAAGAAGAGUCAAACAGAAGAGCUAAAGAAAUUAGUAAUUUGCAAAGUUAUAAUGAUAAGAUAAAUGCAUUAGAAAAGCAACUGAAUGAGAUGCGCGACAAAUUGAAACAAGAGUCUGAAGCUGCAGCUAAGUCAAGGAAACAAGCAGCAGAAUUAAGUGCAGCUCAAGCUGCUGCUGCUGCAGUGAGUGAUGGGACAAUGGCUAGUCUACGAGCCCAAAGAGAUGCAUUGGAGAGAGAAUGUGGAAUGUUAUCUGAGGAGUUGGGAUCCGUCAAAGCUGCUAAGCAGAGAUCUGAAUCAGCAUUAACCGAAGCAACUGCUAGAUUGAACUCUUCACAUGUAGAGUUGGAGAGAUCUUCCUCACGAUUGCUUCAAGUUUCAACAGAUAAUAGGCAAUUGACAGAACGCGUUUCGUCACUAGAGAAAGAAUGUGCUUCAUUAUCACAUGAGCUUCGAGCUGCACAGCAUUUGUACCAACAAGAACUGCGAGCUCAUCAGGACACUCAGCGAUCACAGUUGCUUUCAAAGCAAGAAGCCAAUUUGGAGCUAGUCAAGACUCUGCAAGGUAAGCUGAAUGAAGAGAAGGUUGCAAGACAACGCUCUGAAGCUGCAUGUCAAGAGAAAGAUCGUCAAAUGUCAAUGCUCAGUGUUGACUACAGACAAAUGCAGCAACGCUUGCAGAAGUUAGAGGGCGAACAUCGCCAGGAGAGUGAAAAGGUGGUGGGACUAGCGGCAGCCUUGGAGCAGGAGCGUACUGCUCGAUUGGCGGCCGGCAGCGAGGUGGCGGCCGCUGAAUCUGCCGCGCGCGCCGCCGCCGCCGAGAGGGACGCUCGCUCGAGGGACCUCCACGCUGUCCGCACCGCUCUACACGACGCCUCAGAGAAACUGGCAGCCGCCUCCGCAGAACGAGACAUGCAUGUGGCCAGGAGCGAGGAGCUUCGUUCUCAGCUGGAGAAUGAGCAGCACUACUGCAUGAUGUACCGGACGCAGGUGAACGAGUUGCGCGCGCAAUCGGACGAGAGCUCGCGCGCCGCCCGCGACCUGGAGCAGGAGCGGGCUAGUCUGAUGCACCAGUUGCAGCUAGCAAUCGCCCGCGCCGACUCGGAAGCCAUCGCCAGAUCGAUAGCUGAAGAAACAGUUGGCGAGCUAGAGAAGGAAAAGACAAUGAAGGAAUUGGAAAUGCGUGAUGCGCUAGCUCAGCACCGUGGCGAGUUAGCGGCGCGCGAUGCCUUAGUACAGGGGCUGCGAGAUAGGGAUCAUGAGAACCGAGCCACCAUUGACCUGCAGAGGAAGGAGGUGGACGAGUUGAGACGCAGCGGUACAGCUCUGGCUGAACGCGUGGCCACUCUGCAACACCUGCAGGAGGAAGUGGAUAGACUCAACAAGAAACUCAACUCUGAGAUCAUGCUCAAGCAGCAGGCCGUCAACAAGCUGGCCGAAAUCAUGAACAGGAAAGACAUGAAUCCCGCAACGACGAAGAAUAAGAGCAAGAUGUCAGUGCGCAAGGACAAAGACUAUCGCAAACUACAGCAAGAGUUGACUCGAGAAAAGGAGAAAUUCGAUCAGCACAUCUCCAAGCUUCAACGUGACUUGCAAGACUCGCAGCAACAACUCGUAGAGGAGCAACAGACCAGGCUGCGACUUGCAAUGGAGGUGGACAGCAAAGACGUUGAGAUUGAGCAACUAAAAGAGAAACUGGCUGCUCUGACUAGCGAGACCGCGUCACAAUCAUCCGCGGAUGCUGAAGACGGAGAGACGGAACAGACCCUCGAGGGAUGGCUCUCUGUACCUUUCAAGCAGAACAUCAGACGACACGGCUGGAGGAAACAGUACGUCGUCGUCUCCUCAAAGAAGAUCAUCUUCUACAACUCUGAGAACGACAAACAGAAUACAACAGAUCCAGUUAUGAUACUCGAUUUGAGCAAGGUGUUCCACGUGCGAUCGGUGACGCAGGGGGACGUGAUCCGCGCGGACGCGAAGGACAUCCCGCGCAUAUUCCAGCUGCUGUACGCGGGCGAGGGCGAGGCGCGCAGGCCCGGCGACGCCGCCGAUCAGCCCACAGACGGACAGGAUCACGCCGGCAAUACAGUCCAACACAAGGGGCAUGAUUUAGUGAACAUAACAUACCACAUACCGACCGCGUGCGAGGUUUGCACUCGUCCACUAUGGCACAUGUUCCGUCCGCCGCAAGCAUACGAAUGUCGACGUUGCCGCAUGAAAAUCCACGUGGAGCACAUAAACGAGGGCGAGGGCGUGGCGGCGUGCAAGCUGCACGCGAACCGUGCGCGCGAGCUGCUGCUGCUGGCGGCGGGCGCGCCCGAGCAGCGCCGGUGGGUGGCGCGGCUGGCGCGCCGCGUGCAGCGCUACGGGUACCGCGCCGCGCACCACACCGGCCACGACCACACCAAGCUGUCGCCCAGGUAACGCCGCGCCGAGGCUGUGUAUAUACAGUGUACACCCCGAGGUGGACACUCGGUGGCGCGCCGCGUGCAGCGCUACGGGUACCGCGCCGCGCACCACACCGGCCACGACCACACCAAGCUGUCGCCCAGGUAACGCCGCGCCGAGGCUGUGUAUAUACAGUGUACACCCCGAGGUGGACACUCGGUGGCGCGCCGCGUGCAGCGCUACGGGUACCGCGCCGCGCACCACACCGGCCACGACCACACCAAGCUGUCGCCCAGGUAACGCCGCGCCGAGGCUGUGUAUAUACAGUGUACACCCCGAGGUGGACACUCGGUGGCGCGCCGCGUGCAGCGCUACGGGUACCGCGCCGCGCACCACACCGGCCACGACCACACCAAGCUGUCGCCCAGGUAACGCCGCGCCGAGGCUGUGUAUAUACAGUGUACACCCCGAGGUGGACACUCGGUGGCGCGCCGCGUGCAGCGCUACGGGUACCGCGCCGCGCACCACACCGGCCACGACCACACCAAGCUGUCGCCCAGGUAACGCCGCGCCGAGGCUGUGUAUAUACAGUGUACACCCCGAGGUGGACACUCGGUGGCGCGCCGCGUGCAGCGCUACGGGUACCGCGCCGCGCACCACACCGGCCACGACCACACCAAGCUGUCGCCCAGAGACUCGAUGCGAUCGAAUCUGAAGGCGGCAUACAUGAACGCGUCACAACGCAGCUCGACUCUGCCCGCAAACUCAUCGCUGCCGCGCCAGUGACAGCAACCGGUCCGUCGCUGCGAUACUUUACCUUACGGCCCCGGUAAAUGAGUCUGGAAUUGAUUAACACUAAUGAUAGUCUGGCUACAUCGUACUAACACUGUCGUUUUUGAUUUCACCCUAAUAGAAUUUUCGAAAGUGUUUAAGCCUAUUAUGGAAUUUGUUUCGUUAUCGGCGAUUCGAGGGUUUGGAUCCUUUUUUUUUACUAUAAAUUAGCUAGUCUCUUAUGAUAGGUGUUUGUCCAAAUUAUUAAUUUACAUGACUUCAGCUUGGUUGCUGUGAUAGUUAAUGCGAGAGUGUAGAUUAUUAUUAUGUACUUAUUUUAAUAUGGAAACGCAGGCGAACGUAACCGCGAACGAAGAAGAUUAAAAUCUUUUCCUGAUUGAACGAGAAUUAUGAGUGAAAAUGGGACCGUUUUCCAAAUAAAUGAAAAUGGCUUGUUAUUAUGGUGAUAUUUUACUUUGGCCUGAAUAUAUUUCGAUGUGAUAUUUAUAAACCCUCUCAAAUGAAGAACACUUUAACGUCUAUUAUAAUACAGUAAUGAAUUGUUAUUAUAACGUGAUUUAUAUGAAUAGAAAAAAAUAAUGUCUAGGUAUGUCAUUCGAAACCUGUUACCAAUUAAUUAAAAUAUAUGAAAUUAGGUAAACGAUGGAAUUAAGACAUCAUGUACUUAUAUUUCAAGUAGCAGCACCGGUUAAUUAUCAUCGAGCAUGAUCCGUAUGUAUCACGUGUACUUGUCUCAUUGCGAAGACAUGUUUAUAAUUGAAUCGAAUCAUGUAAAUAUUAGUUAUAUUAAUUAUGUUGAUAUUACGUUUUUUUAUUCGCUAUUGUUAUUAUAAAAAUAUGAAUAUGCGCGUGUUGAGAAAGCAUUUUGUUUUGUUACUCGCGGUGAUAUCGCUUUCGGGUUGAGUAGAGUUGAGUGUGAGACGGCUAGGGAUGUGAGAGCUAAAGUUAGCUUUUUUCAUGCGCUACUGUGAGUCUGUUUUUGUGUCCGGAUGUUUUGGUGUUUACAUAAUAGUGAUAUCUUUUGAUUAUUGGCUUCAAUAUCUACAUUGAAACAGGUUUGUUUUACAUGAUGACCUUAUACAAAGGCACCAAGCUUAAUAGUGGUCACUUCACGUAGUUACGCUCAGCAGAUAGCCUUGCCUUGCUGUUAUCUAGUACUAGUUUUUUCGAUUUGCUCAAAAGAUCUUAGUACGGUUUCCGAGCGAAUGUGUGGAAUGAUAAGACUGUGUACUCUUACAGCCCGCGUAGCGAUCAGCCCGCGUAGCGUGACAAACUUAAGAAACUCUGUCUACACCCAAAUUUCUCAGGUCGAUAGUGAGAUAUUGUGUAGUUGCACUGCAAAAAAGUGACAUUUGGGUUUAGACAAAACGUUCUCGAAUUCGUCAUGUCACAGGUACUUGUGCAAAUAAAAUAAUAUCCAGAUCUUAGUUUAAUUCGGAGUUAUCCAUAAUAU
Molecule: messenger RNA, 6187 nt
Organism: Diatraea saccharalis (sugarcane borer)
Lineage: Eukaryota; Metazoa; Arthropoda; Insecta; Lepidoptera; Crambidae
Source: the annotation of a GenBank genome assembly